This is a messenger RNA of Trichoderma asperellum CBS 433.97, 2591 nucleotides long. RefSeq lists its product as uncharacterized. Gene Ontology annotation, molecular function: magnesium ion transmembrane transporter activity. Lineage: Eukaryota; Fungi; Ascomycota; Sordariomycetes; Hypocreales; Hypocreaceae. The record is from RefSeq and is a predicted model, not a curated record. Gene Ontology annotation, cellular component: membrane. Gene Ontology annotation, biological process: magnesium ion transport.
UAUCCUUUCCUGCGGCCGAACCCUAUCUCAACGCCAUCCUCGAGACUGGUGCCCAGCUCAGCCUCAUUUUACCGCCACUUUCGAUCGUCCCGUCGCAUCGUCAAUCACUCCCACUGCUCCAACAAAACCACAAUCCCUCUCUUCCGUCGAUCCCGCGACUCGCCCAUGUGAUCAAGCUCGAAACUACAAACCGACAUUCUCGCCCUUCUUUCCUCUCCUCCUCCUCUCCUCCUCUCCCACGCUUCGUCGACUCGCCCUCUCCAGGGCUGCUGGUCGAAAUCCGCCAUGGAUGAUGAUUUCCUCUUCCCACGAGCUGGCAUCGUGCCGGGAGGCGAAGGCUCUGUGCGGCCGGGAUACUACAAGGCCAUCGGCAUUGGUCUGGCGGUUGGGUCGGGUCUCUUUAUUGGAACGUCCUUCGUCCUCAAAAAGGUCGGCCUGCUGAAGGCGAACACCAAAUACAACGAAGCUGCUGGCGAAGGCUAUGGCUACCUCAAGAACGCCUACUGGUGGGCGGGCAUGAUCCUCAUGAUUAUUGGCGAGGUGUGCAACUUUGUCGCAUACGCCUUCACCGAUGCUAUCCUGGUUACACCACUUGGUGCGCUGUCCGUCGUCAUCACCACCAUUCUGUCUGCCAUCUUUCUCAAGGAGCGACUUAGCCUGGUCGGCAAAGUGGCAUGCUUUCUCUGCAUCGUGGGGUCGGUCGUCAUCGUCAUGAAUGCACCGCAGGAAUCCUCCGUCGCCAACAUCGAAGAAAUGCAGAAAUAUGUCAUCACACCGGGGUUUCUAUCCUACACGGGCGUCAUUAUUGUCGGAUCCGUCAUAGUCGCUUUCUUCGUCGGACCAAAAUAUGGUAAGAAGAAUAUGUUGGUCUACAUCUCGAUCUGCAGCUGGAUCGGUGGCUUGAGUGUCGUGUCGACCCAAGGUCUGGGCGCCGCCAUCAUUGCAUGGGCCGGCGGCCAGCCGGAAUACAAGCAAUGGUUCUUGUGGGUGCUGCUUGUCUUUGUUGUGGGCACCUUGCUUACCGAAAUUAUCUUUCUUAACAAAGCGCUCAAUCUCUUCAACGCCGCCAUUGUUACACCCACAUAUUAUGUCUACUUUACUAGCACCACCAUCAUUACGUCCGCAGUUUUAUUUCAAGGUUUCAAGGGCACUGCCCAGUCUAUUGUUACCGUUGUGUUGGGAUUCCUUACUAUUUGCUCUGGUGUAGUCCUGCUACAGCUCUCCAAGUCCGCCAAGGAUGUCCCCGAUGCUGCCGUCUUCAAUGGCGAUCUGGACCAGAUUCAUACCAUUGCCGAACAGGCACAGCCCGAGACGGAGCCCAAGGCAGACGCAAUCCGAGGCGCCGCUGCUAUUGUCAGGCGCAUUUCCAACGCACGACUGAGGAUGGAGGCCGAAGAGCUCAAACGUCUUCACGAAGAGAAGAUGGCCGAGAGCAUGGCCCCCAUCAGCGAAGACGGUCAGCCGAUGUACGAGUGGGACGGCUUGAGGCGAAGACGAACUAUUGCGUCCAGUAUGCACACCAGAUCGACUAGGCUUUCAACGCCGAUUCCCGGUUCCCCAGCCCCGCCGAGAACUCCUCAUCCGCCGCUGGGCAUGUCGCAUUUCCCUACAGAUGAAGAGCUCGCAGAACAUGAUCGCACUCCCGGUGUCUUCUCCAGCAUAGCAGGAACAAUCCGUGGCCGUCGGGGCCACAACCAGCAUCACAUUCUCAGCGUCAGCGAAAUGGACGACGAGGAUGAAGAAGCGCAGUAUGGUACCGACAAGAUUCCUAGUCCGAUGCAUCCGCUCGCCCUCAAGCAUAUUACGUUGCCCCAGCAGAAACCUGAUGACGAAGCGGGCGCUUAUUAUGGCCCGACGCGCGAGCACAUGUACUUCUCCCACGCAAACACCGACACCGCGUAUCGCGGCGCCGAAUCCGGCAAUGCCCCCCAAUUCCUCGCUCCGACACCACCGCCUCAUGGAACACGACGCCAGUUCUCUUUCAACAGGGUUUUCCGAAGAACACCCCAGCCGUCUGAAGAGGAACGCGUAGGGCUUGUCAAGGAACCCAGUGCCGACGGUAGAGAAAGAUCGCCAGGUGGAUCUCCGGGAGCGUCUCAUGGAACAUCGCCAGGAGGUUCACCUGAUCCAGCGGCUGGUGGAGGAGGAGUUGGACACCCUCCGGCCCCAGCUUUUAUCUAGAUAAGAAAGUGCAGGUCACAACCGGUCAAGCGAUGACAAUAUUUUGCAUUCGGUCGGCGUUUUCGGUCUUGUUUGAUGAAAUUACAGUUUUUCGAGUGGCUACAUUGCUUGUUCAUUAUGCAUUUUAUUCAUGACGGCUUUAUUCCUAUUUUUUGCUGGUCUCACAUUCACUAUUCAAUGAUAUGACGCUUUAGAAGCGGGUUGUUGGUUUGGUUUGAAACGGGCGGUCAUGACGGGACGAUACCCUCUCCAUAACUGUGCGCGAGCUAUGUGAAGAAACUAGAGAUGUAUGCGUUUUUUGCCCUAGACGUAUAAAGAAGAAAAACGGCGGUGGCUGCAGCGUGCUUGUGCAAUUACAAAUGAAUGAUGGCAAGGCAACAUGUCUUUUGUAUAUAGUGGCUUAGAAAAGG